AUGGCAAUAGUAUUAAGAUAUUGUACAUCACAUAAUGUACAAGAGAGAUUAUUAGAGCUUAAACCUAUUGAUAGUCACAAAGGUGAGUCAAUCUUUAAAUUGUUAGAAGAUUUUCUUAAAAAUUCUAAACUUGAUAUUUUAAAUUGUCGCGGUCAGUCAUAUGACAAUGCUCCUAAUAUGAGUGGAACUUAUGAAGGACUACAAGCAUAUGUAAAAAAAAAGUGUGAUUUAGCUAUUUAUGUACCUUGCACUGCUCAUUCACUUAACCUAGUCGGAGUUCACAGUGUGAAUUGUUGCUUAGAAGCAGUAAAUUUUUUUGGGUUUCUUCAGUCACUGUAUAAUUUUUUCAGUAGUGCUACUCACAGAUGGAAUAUAUUAACUACAUCUAUAGAAAAAAGUGAUAGUAAUCGAUUACUAGUAUUAAAAUCUUUAAGUGAUAGUGGUGAUACUAGAUGGUCAUGUCAUACAGAGUCUUGUAAAGCAUUAAUAAAUAAUUACACUAAAAUUAUUGAAGUAUUAGAAACUAUAAUAAGUCCUAAUAGUAAAGAAAAUGAAGAUACUAAAAGAAAUGCUAGACCAUUAUUAAAAAAAAUUUUAAAAAAAGAAACUGGAUACAUGGCACUUUUAUGGAAUGACAUUUUAGAAAGAUCCAACAAGACCUCAAUACAGUUGCAAACAAUAAAUUGUGAUCCUUUAAAAGCUCUUAAUUUACUUAUAUCAUUAAAGCAUUAUGUAUCAAAUUUGAGGAAGUGCAGUACAUUAUAUGAAAAUAAAAUAAAUCAACUUAGUCCUAAAAUAAAAGAGAAAUACUCCGAUGAACAAGAGAGAAUAAAAAAAAAGAAAUUUCCAAAUGACUCUGGUUGUAAUCAGGUAUCUUUAAGUGGUCAUGACAAGUUUAGAGUAGAGACUUAUAAUGUUAUUAUAGAUAGUUUUUGUUCACAAUUAGAAAAACGAAUUGAAGCUUAUAGUUUUCUAAAAAACAAUUUUUUGUUCAUCACAAAAUUGCAUGUUGUUUUACCACAAGAUAUUGAUGAAGAAGAAGAAGUUAAUAAAAGUCUUGAAAAUUUUAUUUUAUUUAAACCUUCAUAUGAUUACACACAAGAUUAUCUGCUAGAUAUUUGGAAGCAUUUCAAUGAAAAAAAUCUAUUAAUUUCUUUUCCUAAUUUGUAUACUGCAAUUAAAAUAUAUCUAACCAUACCUAUUGCAAAUUGUUCGGCUGAAAGAGCUUUCUCCAAAUUAGCUCGAAUAAAAAACAAGUAUAGAACAAGCUCUUCUCAAGAAAAUUUAAAUAGUUUUAUGGUUUUGUGUUCAGAGAGUGAUGUUUUGGAAGUAAUUAAUACCGAUGAUAUAAUUAAAGAGUUUGCUUCCCAAAAAUCUAGAAAAAAAUAUUUUUAA
Messenger RNA from Myzus persicae (green peach aphid), 1395 nucleotides. Its product is annotated as zinc finger MYM-type protein 1-like. Gene Ontology annotation, molecular function: protein dimerization activity. The transcript is spliced from 2 exons. Lineage: Eukaryota; Metazoa; Arthropoda; Insecta; Hemiptera; Aphididae. The coding region runs from base 1 to 1395 and encodes 464 amino acids. The record is from RefSeq and is a predicted model, not a curated record.